Medicago truncatula (barrel medic) is the source of this 1288-nucleotide messenger RNA. RefSeq names its product GATA transcription factor 28. Gene Ontology annotation, biological process: regulation of DNA-templated transcription. The coding region runs from base 477 to 908 and encodes 143 amino acids. Gene Ontology annotation, molecular function: zinc ion binding; protein binding; sequence-specific DNA binding. NCBI's taxonomy places the organism in Eukaryota, Viridiplantae, Streptophyta, Magnoliopsida, Fabales, Fabaceae. The transcript is spliced from 5 exons. The record is from RefSeq and is a predicted model, not a curated record.
UAUUCCACACACACCAUAUUUAUUUCAAAGUUAAUUUUCUCUCUCUUCACCAAAGAAAUCUGGAAAACUCUCUCAUUCUCAAACAAACCCUAGCCGCCGCCUCCUCCCUCCCUCAGUGUGUCUCCGGCGGUCGUUACAUUGCUCCACCAUCUUCAUCCUCUCCUUUUCAUCUGUAAUUAUACUCUAUCAAAUUUAUUUCAAGUCAAAGAUGAUUUUAAAUUUCCCUACGACCAUCUUUUCGGCUAGAUCUUGACAUCCACGUACAAGCUUUUGAAAAUCCAUCACCAUAAAAAGAGUCUCCUCCAUCUUCUCUACAAAACCCAUUUAAAAAUAUCAGGAACGGACAACCUUCGCCGGUGACCACCACGCCGGAGCUUGCAACCACCGCCCCGGGAAAGAGCUUACGUGUUUUCAUCCCGAUCUGGGUCAGAAUUUUUACACAAACACUUAAAACUGGGCUGUUGUCUUCAUCAAGGAUGCAAAGAAGUAGAGGCCGAUUUACAUCUACCAAGUCCAACCUUGACGAGUCUGCAUCGGCUGAAAUGAGUUGCGAGGUAAAGAGUGAAGAAUCUGCAGAUGGUUUUCAAAAUGGUGUUCAAAACAAGAGAGUUCGGUAUAAUGUUCGUAGAGAGGUAGCAUUAAGGAUGCAAAGAAAUAAAGGCCGAUUUACAUCUGCCAAGUCCAAGAAUGAUGAGUCUGCAUCGGCUGAAAUGAAUUGCGGAACAAGUGAAGGUUUGAUGGCAGACAACGAUGGAUCCCAACAGCAAGAUAAUGUUUGUAGGCAAUGUAACAUCAGUGAGAAGUGCACGCCAAUGAUGCGGCGUGGACCUGAAGGGCCAAGAACCCUCUGCAAUGCUUGUGGACUUAUGUGGGCAAAUAAGAUUUGCAGGAAAAAUGGGAGGUACUAGAAGACUGGCCGUACAACCUAAGGUUAUAUGCAUAAGUUGUUGGUUGGGAUGAUGAAUUUGACGUUGUUAAUGGAAUAAAUACAAUUCCAUCCAAUGAAGUUGGAGAGGGAAAAUAAGAACUUACUCAUGAUGGAUGGCUUUGAUGAUGUCUUGGAUUUUUACAAUUCAAUGUAAUUUGUUGUGAGUUAUGUAAGUUAUAUGUUACAUAAUUCUAGUGUUGAUUGAAUGAAAGUUUAUGUUAUGUGUUUGCAAGCUGUAACAAUUCGAACAAGAAUUAAGGUUAUGAAUUGAUCCUCUUUUUUAUAAUUGUUUUGACGAUGAUGACACAGAAUACCAUAAACAUAAGUUUAUGCCAUGGUUAUGAAACAAUUUCUGUAGCA